This is a messenger RNA of Lycium barbarum (goji berry), 1084 nucleotides long. RefSeq lists its product as uncharacterized. The coding region runs from base 34 to 846 and encodes 270 amino acids. The record is from RefSeq and is a predicted model, not a curated record. The transcript has 2 exons. NCBI's taxonomy places the organism in Eukaryota, Viridiplantae, Streptophyta, Magnoliopsida, Solanales, Solanaceae.
UCAUUUCAUUUCAACAAAUUAACUUUUUUCACUAUGGCUAAACUCUCCGUUAUCAUUCUAUUCCUCUUUUUCACCCUCUCACUUGCUCGUACUCCGUUGACUGAACCGGAAAAUGACGUCACUCACCUCAAGCUCCCCUCGGAAAAUGACGUCAUCCGCACCAAACAUCACGUGCCGUUAACCUUAGUUAGAUUCCGUCCGAUCAACCGUCAUUUCCGUCUGCAAUCAAAUUUACCGUUCCGCCUAUGUCGUCACCACCGGAAUCCGGUAUUUAAACAUCAGAUCCCUUACGGUAAUAAUAAUAAUGAUAUGAUACUUUCGGCGAAGAAAAAUAACAUUGACUUUGAUAAGUUUGUGUACCGUAUCGGCGUGCAACAGAUUCCAUCAGAUCGGUUCAAUUUCCAUCACCACUACGAUGAUCACAAAGAGAAGAAGAUUUGGAAGUUUCUAGAAGAUCGUGAGAUGUUACGGAAAAUGAAAUCGAAGGAUCAAUCACCUCACCACCACCACCACAACCACGAUGACAAUGAAGAAGAAGACGAUGAUCGCGAACAGAAGCGCGAAGAUCAAGGUGGAGAACUGAACCAAGAAUUCUCUUUAAAUCAAUUCCAUGCUCAUCAUGUUGAUGAUGAUGAGGCUGACAAAAGAUCAAAGCUUUAUGCGAAGCGCUAUGGUGAAGAUCAUUAUAGCUUCGAUAGAAUGAAAUUAAGGAAGCGUUUUCAUUAUAACAAUGGUGAAGCAGAGGAAGAAAAAGCUAGGGAAGCGAAUAAGUGGCAUAAGAAGGAAGAGAAGAAAGGUGGAUUCAUGAGAAGUGUUCGUAAGUUCCUGCAUAACUACUUUGAUUGAAGCGUAUAUGCUAACGUUUUGUAUAAUGUAUAAUAGAACUAUAUAAGUAUUUAUAUGUGUGUUAUUUUGGUUUGUUUUGAUGUUGUUUGUAAAUAACUUUGCAUCCAUGUGGGAUGUAGUAAGAACUAGAAAGUAUACUAAUUAUUACUAUAUGAAUACGUUUUGGGAAUAUGUUGCCAUAUGAUUGUACUAGACAUUUGUAAGUCUUGGCUUAUAUAUACAGAAAAACUUUGUUUAA